This is a messenger RNA of Arctia plantaginis, 468 nucleotides long. Lineage: Eukaryota; Metazoa; Arthropoda; Insecta; Lepidoptera; Erebidae. The record is from the annotation of a GenBank genome assembly.
AUGUCGGUGGGCCUGCAGCGGCGCGUGCCGGCGCUGGACGAGAGCGGCGCCGGGGUGCCGGCGGCGUGGAAGAGCGGCAACAGUGAGCCGCCGUUCGCGUCGUUCGCGCCGCCCGCCGGCUCACCCGCCGGCCCAGCGUUCGCGGCCUCCCCAGCGCCGUCCACGCCGGGGCCGGGGUUCGCGGGCCCGCCGUACGCUGCUCCGGGACCGUUUGGCUCGCCGUCCGCACGCCCCGGUUCCGGCGGCGGCUUCCCUCCCGGGCCGCCGCAGCAGCCACACUUUCCCGGGCCCGGGUUUGCGCCGCCCGGCUCACCCUUCCACCCGCACCCCCCACAUCCCCCUAUGCCGCCACAUCCGCACAUGAUGGCGCCACUGCCACCUCCGGUAGACAGGUAUGUCAUUUUUUUUUACCGUAACAGUAAGAUAUCGCCUUUAAAUCACGAGGAUCAAAAAAUUAUCCUCAGUUAA